AUACAGAAACUGUGGCUUAAUAGAAAUUCAUCAGGUCUACAAUCCGUUGUGGCGAAGUCGACCUGUAGCGGUGGGCAGAACGCUGCAGAAAGAGCAGGAGAUACGGCGGGAAGUUGAGACAAAAGGCGCUUCAUCAGCAACAACAAUGACAGCUAACAAACAACCGUUAAGUGCCGCAACAAAUCGCCAAAAAUUGAAAACUGUGGGAAUACUGCUGCACGUCAGGGACGCCGCAAAAGCCGCGCCAAGCUCACACAUAGCUACAAAUCUCGUUUGCCCACGGUGGGACGCGUACACAGAGAGAAAAUGUGGGGUAAAACAAAAAUUAGGAGUAUUAGAAUGGCAAAUUCGGGCUGCAAGUACCAAAUCAUAUAAUAUAUAUAUAUAUCUUUUGAUGUUAUCUAAUAUUGUUAAAGAUUUAAUGAAACUGUGAUUAGUGAUCUACAGUUUCUCUCUGUGUAGUAGAGCGAACUGGAGUACCGAGGAGGCGAGCGAAAAUAAAAGACAAUAAAAACAAAUAAAAAGUAUUUUAAAAUGCCAUUUGAAUUAAACUUGAAACCGAGAACCAACCGAAGGCAACUGAAACACAGUGGC
Messenger RNA from Drosophila melanogaster (fruit fly), 594 nucleotides. RefSeq lists its product as uncharacterized. The transcript has a single exon. The record is from RefSeq and is marked reviewed. The coding region runs from base 146 to 433 and encodes 95 amino acids. NCBI's taxonomy places the organism in Eukaryota, Metazoa, Arthropoda, Insecta, Diptera, Drosophilidae.